AUGUGCUGCAGGCAAAAUCUGUUGGCAGCUGCUCCAUGUGGGGCAAACAGCAAUGGCAGUGGUAUGGCAGACAUCAGGCCCAGAGCAGAGGACAAGGAGGCCAGGACCAGGUCAGGCCCACAAGCUGGCUGGUGGCGCACCAUUGCACCAUUGCCUGAGGAAUCCAAGAGGCAACCUGGGUUUGAGCCAGCAGCACCAGGUUUGAAAUGCUGUGCCACGGGGAAGAUAAGUACUUGGUUCCCGGCCCGGAAGGCGCGCGGGUCAGAGCUGUGCGUUAACCCGGCUGGAUGGAGGCGGAGGCGGUGGCCGCGUCCAUGCCAGCCCCGGGCGGGCGUCUCGACCGCCGUGUCUUUGGCCCUGGAGACGGCACGGUGGAUGGAGAAAGCGAUGCGCAUGGCCAAAGACGCCCUUGAAAAUACCGAAGUCCCUGUUGGCUGUCUUAUGGUCUACAACAAUGAAAUCGUGGGGAAGGGAAGAAAUGAAGUGAAUCAAACCAAAAAUGCUACUCGACAUGCAGAAAUGGUGGCCAUUGAUCAAGUCCUAGAUUGGUGUCAACGAAAUGGCCAGAGUCCUUCUGCUGUGUUUGAACGUACCGUGUUGUAUGUCACUGUGGAACCCUGCAUUAUGUGUGCAGCUGCUCUCGGCCUCAUGAAAAUCCCGCUGGUCGUCUCCCGCUGUCAGAAUGAACGAUUUGGUGGCUGUGGCUCCGUUCUAAAUGUUGCCUCUGCUGACUUACCAAAUACGGGAAAACCAUUUCAGCGCAUCCCUGGAUAUCGGGCUGAGGAAGCUGUGGAACUGUUAAAGGCCUUCUACAAGCAAGAAAAUCCUAAUGCACCAAAAUCAAAAGUUCGGAAGAAGGAAUUUCAGAAAUCCUGA
Molecule: messenger RNA, 876 nt
Organism: Dipodomys spectabilis (banner-tailed kangaroo rat)
Lineage: Eukaryota; Metazoa; Chordata; Mammalia; Rodentia; Heteromyidae
Product: tRNA-specific adenosine deaminase 2-like
Exons: 2
Coding region: 1-876 (291 amino acids)
Biological process (GO): tRNA wobble adenosine to inosine editing
Cellular component (GO): cytoplasm; nucleus
Molecular function (GO): tRNA-specific adenosine-34 deaminase activity; zinc ion binding
Source: RefSeq, a predicted model, not a curated record